AUGGCGUCCCCAGGACGCUCUGCUCCGGAGACUUCGGAGGGUCGGGGUACCGCCCGCGCGCCCGCCAGCCCCCGGCUCCCCGGCCCCGUUCCCAGCGCCCCAGGUCCUGCUGGAACAUCCCGCCCAGUCAGUCUCUGCUCAGGGCGCCCCACGUGCAGUGACACCGCCUCCAGGGCGCACCACGUGGGCUCUGCAGGCGCUGCACCCUCUAAGAAGCAAAAGAAGAAAACCCGAAAAGGGGCCUCUGUGGCGAAUGGAGGCGGGCAGGCCUCCAAAAAGCCUGCCCCAGAGGAACCUCCUGCAAGCGCUGAGGCCCAGGCGGAGCAGCUGGCCCGGGAGCUGGCCUGGUGCAUAGAGCAGCUGGAGCUCGGCCUCAGGACCCAGAGACCCAGCCCAAAACAGAAAGUGCAAGCUACUGCGGCCAUCCGGACCCUGCGCAGCGAAAGAACUCCUCUGCCCCGGAAGAGGCAGCUGAUGCAUUCCUUGUUUGGGGACUACCGGGCUCAGAUGGAAGCAGAGCGGCGCGAGGCCCUGCGGGCCCUCAGGGCUGCAGCCCACUCAGCACAAGUGCAGCCUGUAGGUGAGGCCACCAGAAAGAAGAGCCGAAGGGUCUGUAGGCCUCGCCCAGUGGGUGGAGCCAAGGCCACCCUGGACACCCCUGAUGAAGAGUUUAGGUUCAAUUUCUUUUAGCCUCCACCCUACCUUGGGACAGUCUCCCUCCCGGAGUGGUGUCGGGUUUGUCUUGAGUGCAAAGCCUUUCCAGGAAUGCUUUGUUAGACGGAUGUGGGUUGGUCUGUCCCUGGCUGGUCAGUGAAUGUGGUGACACAACUUUGGGCAGAUGUGAGACGAGCAUGUUGGGGAACUGACUGUCAGGCAAGGCCAGAUCCCACUAGUAUGUUUUCUGAUGAAAUGUCCCUCCCACCAGAAGAUAGGGUCACAUUUAGAAAAACUACAGUAAACCAAAGUGUUCAACUAGUUGUAGAAAGGAAGUUUUAUUUAAUGUUUAGAAUUAGAUUAAGUGGUUGUUGACAACAAGGAUUAGUGAGGAAGCCACAUAAGUGAUCCUUGGUGUUUACUUUUGAAAGGAUGCCUUGUCAUACUGUUAACUGCUUUAUGUCAUGUCAUAUUGCCCUAAGAAAUCUCUAUUUUCAAUUUAAAAAAAAAAAAAAGUGAAAGAGUGGACAGA
This is a messenger RNA of Trichechus manatus latirostris (Florida manatee), 1186 nucleotides long. RefSeq names its product chromosome unknown C8orf33 homolog (gene CUNH8orf33). The transcript is spliced from 5 exons. The coding region runs from base 1 to 690 and encodes 229 amino acids. The record is from RefSeq and is a predicted model, not a curated record. Lineage: Eukaryota; Metazoa; Chordata; Mammalia; Sirenia; Trichechidae.